AUGGUCCCGGCUGUCCAAUCAACCUAUGGCCAAUAUUACAGCGCACAAUACAUCAAACUCCUCGGUGCCGCUGCUAAACGACUCGAUGUAUUGCAGCACGUCAAGUUCACAACCUGGGACGUCGUCUCUGGAAUCUAUCCUGAUCCCGCCAACGUAGAUGCGAUAUUGAUUACCGGUUCCAUUGCAGCGGCAUACGACACUGAUCUUUGGGUCCUCACACUUGGCACCUUUAUCGAAAGGGUUUACACGACCUACCCCAACGUCCGUAUCUUCGGAACGUGCUUCGGACAUCAGCUCAUCGGAAAAGUCCUUCUCGGCCCACAUGGCGCCGUCGUAGAAAAGGAUCCCAAGGGCUAUGAGUUCGGGGUCCAGACGAUCUCUCUGAACCAGAAACUCGUUGAAGACUUUCCUUGUCUAAGCGCACUUGGGCAAGCCGAAUCCGUAUCUGACUCGUUUUCGCGCAACCUGCGGCUCCAGAUGUGUCACGGCGAUCAUGUUGCUCUUCCGCAGUCCCCGGCAAAGCUCCCUGGGAGUUGGAUGAGUAUUGGAGGUACCACGCACUGCGAGGUCCAAGGCCUCUACGAGCCGUCGCGGGUCCUCACGAUUCAGCCCCAUUUCGAGUGCAACAAGACCAUCAUGGAAGAGACGAUCAAGUACUUUUACACACCAGAGAAGGGUUUCUCUCAGGAGUUUUUGCAGCAGGCGUUUGCGGAUACUAAGAAGGAAGACGAUGCCGCCGUUGCGGCAGAGUGGGUUUUAAGAUUCCUGGCGAACAUUUGA
Molecule: messenger RNA, 780 nt
Organism: Colletotrichum spaethianum
Lineage: Eukaryota; Fungi; Ascomycota; Sordariomycetes; Glomerellales; Glomerellaceae
Product: putative glutamine amidotransferase-like protein
Exons: 1
Coding region: 1-780 (259 amino acids)
Cellular component (GO): cytosol; nucleus
Source: RefSeq, a predicted model, not a curated record